AUCAGUUAUGCUCCUUUUGACCAGAGUCUUGGGACCAGAGUCCAGCUCCAGUCUCCUUACCAGUUUCCUGUGCACACCACAGCUCUGUAUAAGGGAAUUAUACAACUGCUGCUAUACUUCACUUGGGUCUGGGUUGGCCUGGUGGUUCCAGAUGAUACAAGGGGAGAACUCUUCAUUAUGGAAUUUACAGAAGAGAUGAUCAACCACAGACUUUGUGUUGCAUUUGCAAUAAGGAGUCCACAAUUUCCUUUUGAGGACCAAGGAAAGUGGGAAAUGUUUUGUGAAAAAAUCCCAUUGGCACCGGUUAUCAUUGCAGUUGGUGACACAUAUGAUAUAAUCUGGAUUGUCUAUAUUAUCGUAUUGUAUGUUCCUUAUGGUAAGAUCUGGAUCACAAAUUCUGAUUGGUAUACCAUAUUACCUUCUCAACUAAAUUUCAUUUAUAAAUACUUUGCUGGAGGAUUAUUAUUUUUGCAUCACAUGGAUAAAAUUCUGGGAUUCAAGGAUUUUCUCAGAAGUCUUCAACCUAGAAAAUACCCUCAUAAUAUCUUUAUCCAGGAUAUGUGGUCGAUCUUAUUUGAAUGUCCAUAUUUGUAUCGGCACAAAGUCAGGGAACUAAGUCAAUGUGAGCCAAAUGGCAGCCUGAGCACACGACCUCUGCAUGUUUGGGAUAUGAAUACCUCACCCUAUAGCUACAAAGUCCANNCUGCNGUGUAUGNCAUUGCCCAGGCACUCCAUGAGGAGCUGUCAGUCAGAGUGGAAGGAGAUUCAUUGGAUAAAGGUGUACUCCAGGCUCCUCUCCCAUGGAAGCUCCAUCCAUUCUUACAAAAUGGCCAGUUUGUGAGAAGCUCCAAUGAGGAGAACAUUGUGAACAAGGAGGUUUCGGCAACCAAGCUUGACAUCUUUAAUUACCAGUCUCUGCAGAGCAGUACCACAGCUCAUGUGAAGGUUGGCCAGUUUGUCUUCGAAUCUCAUGGUGUUCAGUAUUUGUCCCUAAAUGAAGAACUUAUAAGUUGGGGUGAACACCAUCAG
Mus pahari (shrew mouse) is the source of this 1029-nucleotide messenger RNA. Its product is annotated as vomeronasal type-2 receptor 26-like. Gene Ontology annotation, molecular function: G protein-coupled receptor activity. The record is from RefSeq and is a predicted model, not a curated record. The annotation marks the transcript as partial. The transcript is spliced from 2 exons. NCBI's taxonomy places the organism in Eukaryota, Metazoa, Chordata, Mammalia, Rodentia, Muridae. Gene Ontology annotation, biological process: G protein-coupled receptor signaling pathway. Gene Ontology annotation, cellular component: membrane.